AUGGAAAAAGUAAAGCUACCAAUUCACGAACACCCUUUGUUACCUAUAACUCGGUUUUUUUCUAGUCGCGGCUGUAACGGGUGUGGAUCUAAAGGUUACAUCUACGGAGGCUACCGAUGCAAUGAGUUGGGUUGUGAAACUCCUUCGUUUCAUAAAGAGUGUGCUGAGUCUUUACCAGAAAUAACACACUCUUCUCAUCCUGAUCAUCCUCUCAAGCUUCAACUAAAUGAUAAAGUAUCUGCAUGUAAUCAAUGUGGAAUUGAGCUGGUUGAAGAAAAAUGGAUCUAUAUGUGUUCAAUCUGUGACUUCAAGUUGGAUUUACAUUGUGCAAAAGAAGCUGAACGCUCCCAUCAACACGAGCAUCCUCUUAAACUCACCAAUGUAUUGAGUACUAUCAAGCAUUAUGAGAGAUUCUUCAAAUGGAGAGAAUGCAAAACGUGUGACUUUCAAUUUUUCUACGGGGAACUAUGUUAUGAAUGUUUUGAAUGUAAAGAAGCCUUCCAUGAAGAAUGUGCGAAGUUUUUUCCAGAAGCAAACCACAGUUCCCACCCUCAACACCCACUCAAGUUUCUUAGUUUUGAAGCAGCACCUGAUUAUGUGGACGAGAGGUGUCUUCUUUGUGAGGAGAAGUUUGAUCAAGGUUCUUUUGCACUAAUAUCAAAAACCUUUCACCACUGUGAUGUUUGUAAUUUCAGCAUAUGCACAGCAUGUAUGAAAAACCCACCACCGGUUCUUGUCGAAAGCCCGACAACCCAUGAACAUCAGCUUCAUCUUGUUCCAAGACACAUGUAUUUCAUUUGCAAUGCUUGUGGGAGGGUAGGUGGACACAGCCCUUAUUUUUGUGUUCAAUGUAAUUUCAUGAUUCAUCGGCAAUGUAUCGACUUACCCCGUGUCAUAAACAUCAAUCGCCAUGAUCACCGCAUCUCUUACACCACUCGCCUUGGACAUGGAAAGUGGAUAUGUAAAGUUUGCCGUAAUGAAGUGGAUGGAUUCUACGGGGCUUAUACUUGUGUUAAGUGUCCUAGUUUUGCUGUUCAUUCCAGAUGCGCAACGAGAGAAGACAUAUGGGACAUGAUUGAGCUAGAAGGGAUGCCUGAUGAAGAUGACGAAGUUGCGCCAUUCGAGGUGAUUGAUGAUAACACUAUAAAACAUUUCAGUCAUGAUCAUAAUUUACAAAUCAACAAGGAUGGUCAUUUCCAAAUUCUCCUAGUUUGUGAAGCUUGUGUCCUCCAGAUUUUAUCAGAACCGUUCUACAGUUGUAAGCAAUGUAAUUUCAUUCUCCACGAAAAAUGUGCUAACCAUCCACGGAAGAAACGUCAUGUGUACAACAAUCUGCCAUUCACACUACUCAUAUCUGACGGCGAAGUUUAUCAAUGUUGGCUUUGUUCACAAGAUUUCACAGGUUUCAGGUAUAAAUCUGGCCUUUCUAUGAAUAUUGAUGUGCGGUGUGCUGCAAUUUCAGAUACACUUGAGCACGGAAGCCAUCAACAUUCUUUAUACUACAGCUCCAAUUUAUCUAAGCGUUGUAAUAGAUGCGAGAUGAUGAAACCAGUCUAUAGAUGUGAUGAGUGUGACUAUGGUUUGGAAAACCAAUGUGCUCUUUUACCGAACAAGGUAAUGCGUAUAAGGUACGAUGAUCAUCCUCUCAUCUUAUCAUUCGGUGACACGAAUGUGGCUAGUGAAUAUUGGUGUGAGGCAUGUGAAACAAAAGUGAAUCCAAAGGAAUGGUUCUAUACAUGCAAUGAUUGUGGAACCACAUUACAUAUUUCUUGUGUUGUGGGAGACUUCUCAUAUAUCAAGCCAGGCUCUCGUAGUUCAUUAUACAAGAACACAAAAGUUGUAUCCAACACCUCUAGUUGUAGACCAAUUUGCUCUGGGUGUAACUCUAGAUGCAAGCUCCUUUCCGUUCUUAAGAUUUCCAAGGCCCUAGAUGAUGUAUACAUUUGUUCUUUACAAUGUUUACGUAAUUAUAUAUUCUUAAGGGGGGGAAAUCGUUACGUUGAUUUGAGAUGA
Molecule: messenger RNA, 2013 nt
Organism: Capsella rubella
Lineage: Eukaryota; Viridiplantae; Streptophyta; Magnoliopsida; Brassicales; Brassicaceae
Exons: 1
Coding region: 1-2013 (670 amino acids)
Source: RefSeq, a predicted model, not a curated record